Oncorhynchus gorbuscha (pink salmon) is the source of this 1247-nucleotide messenger RNA. RefSeq names its product metal transporter CNNM4-like. The record is from RefSeq and is a predicted model, not a curated record. Gene Ontology annotation, biological process: magnesium ion transport; magnesium ion homeostasis. Gene Ontology annotation, molecular function: sodium ion transmembrane transporter activity; magnesium ion transmembrane transporter activity. The transcript has 5 exons. Gene Ontology annotation, cellular component: plasma membrane. Bases 55 to 1038 code for a protein of 327 amino acids. NCBI's taxonomy places the organism in Eukaryota, Metazoa, Chordata, Actinopteri, Salmoniformes, Salmonidae.
UGUGCAGAAUGGGUAGCUGAUCUCAGCUCCCAGUUAGCACAAAGGGAAAUAAACAUGGCAACAGACUGGAGUGUCUGGCAGGGAUAUACACUAACUUUAAUAGCUUUCAUAUGGUGGAUGGCAGGCACAGGAGCCGAGACGGGGGUCCCGGAGACUGGUAGUCCCACCCGGGUCUUCGGCAUGCGGCUGGAGAGGAGUGACAAGCCGGCCACGACCACCAAUGACGGGGUGAUUCAGGUAACAGAAGAGAGCAACAUCUUCCUGAGGUUCUACGGGCUACAGAUUCUUCCUGACACCUCAUCACAGAUCAGAUUCACCGACCAUGAACAUGAGGAAGGUGAUGUUACCAGCAACAAUACUCCUUUUAACAGGACUUGUGCAGACUAUAGCAAAGAUAUCGUUAUCAGGGGUGGCAUGAACGUGAGCCACCUCCGAACCUGGGGGGUUCUGAGUUUGAAAAUCAAGCCUCUCCGGAAGAGCGAGCUCCAGAAGGAGUAUGGGCUGUGUGUCCAGGAAAGCCAGGAUGGCAAGUGGUACCUGUUGGGUGAGGAUGACGGAAGGCUGCGGGUGGUGGAGGAGAAGAAGUCCAUGCUUCCUAUGUGGUUCCAGUGCAUCCUCAUCUGCUGCCUGCUGGUACUGUCAGGUAAGUCCCACCUGGCCAUUGUUCAGAAGGUGAAUGAUGAGGGGGAGGGGGAUCCAUUCUACGAGGUGCUGGGAUUGGUCACCCUGGAAGACGUCAUCGAGGAGAUCAUCAAAUCAGAGAUCUUGGAUGAGUCUGACCUCUACAAUGAGUCUAUAAAAUCUGACAACAGCAGAAACAGGAAAAAGGUGAUACCCAAUAAGAACAAGAGGAACUUCUCUGCCUUCAAACAGAGCGAGAGCGAAUCCAAAGUCAAGAUCUCCCCUCAACUGCUAUUGGCCGCUCACCGCUUCCUGACUACAGAGGUGAUGUUGUUCAGCCCAUCCCAGAUCUCAGACAAGGUUCUGUUGAGGAUUUUAAGACACCCAAGACGUGAUCCAGGAGAUCAAGUUUCAUGACAGUGACAAACGCUGUCCUCAACACUAUGUCUACCAGAGAGGGAAGGCAGUUGACUACUUCAUACUCAUAUUGCAGGGGCGAGUGGAAGUGGAGGCCGGGAACGAAAACAUGAAGUUUGAGACAGGACCAUUCUCCUUCUACGGUGUCAUGGCCCUCAGUGCUCCCACGUCAGGCAAGUUCUCUCUCUCUCUCUCUCUCUCUCUCUCUC